Molecule: messenger RNA, 7005 nt
Organism: Xyrauchen texanus (razorback sucker)
Lineage: Eukaryota; Metazoa; Chordata; Actinopteri; Cypriniformes; Catostomidae
Product: golgin subfamily A member 3-like
Exons: 24
Coding region: 191-4723 (1510 amino acids)
Source: RefSeq, a predicted model, not a curated record
CCUAAACAGCCACGUAGUGCAGGGAGGGAACGUCUGAAAGGAUCACAGGGGACUGAAGAAUAUCUUGCACCAUCAUCCAGUCCUGCCUACUGGUUUAACCAAAGUUUGCCAACCAUGAAGUAAAAGCAGAUUGAACUAAGAGUCAGCUAAUUUACAUGGAUGCCAGAGCAGCGUCUGUAUUUAUAGAGAUAUGGAAAAUGGAGAUAUAGAAGCUGCCUCAACCGAGGCCAACUCUCACCAGCAAAACUCACAUCAAAGCAAUGAUCCAAACAGCAAUACUGUAGAAUCACUGAAGCAUGCGGAGCUGGACAGAUCACUCGUAACAGAGAAAAUCCCUAAUGGCCAUGUCAAAGCAGAGCUGUUGCCAAACGGAGAGGCCAUGGUGGAGUGUCAGGAAACUGGUGGAGACAGCACCCCACCUCUGGCAACUCCUUUCCUGGGCAGCCGCCUUACCGAAUCUUCCUUGAGUGCAGAGCUGGAUCCAGGUGUGGCCUCUUUCCCUGACAGCCUAGAGAAGUCUGAGGCAGCUCUUGCAGAGGGCUCUUUUCACAAGGGUGACGCAUUGCAAUCGCUCAGACUAAGUAUUCCAAUGCAGGAGACUGAAUUGUCUUCGAAAGAGCCAUCUGUGGAGAUGGAAAAUGAAGAGAAAAUUCGUCAAGAGGCUCGUCGGCGUUUGGAGGAACAGCUCAAACAAUACAGAGUACAGAGGCACAAAGAGAGAACCCAUCGCUCCACUCCUAAGUGCCGCCCAUUUAGCACUUUGGACCCAGAGCUGAUGCUUCAUCCCGAGGCUCUCCCACGAGCCAAUACUGUCGCCAUGACGAAGGAAUACUCCUUCCUGCGCACCAACGUUCCUCGUGGUCCCAAACUGGGAAGCCUCGGAAUCCCUUCCACCAAGGAGAAGAAAUCUAAAUCAUCCCGUUUGAGCAAAAUACACUCUCUGGCUGACUAUAAGUCCCCUGAUUCUGACCUUAAAAGCUCAGAGAUAUCUGGUGGUGUAGUUUCAGCAUCUGCUGACUCAUCGUUUAACUCAAUGCAUUCCACCAUCAGCUCUGUUUCCACGGUUUCCGAAAUCAGCGUCAGUUCUGAGACCAACACUCAUUUGGAAUCAUCUCAGCCAAUCAGAGACAACGUCUCUGAGGUGGAUGGUAGUGAAUCAGGUUUUAGGGCAGAUGGUAAUGACAGUGAUAGCUCCUCCUAUAGUAGUGUGUCUACUACAGGGACUUAUAAUAUGUUAACUGCAAUAGUGAACAGGCCAAAAGCUCCAUAUACUGUUGAAGGAAGGGAGAUUGCUCCAGAAGCUAUCAGCCACUUUCCAUCACUACAAGAUGUUCUGCAGGCGGCCACUGAUGAGCAGCGCAUGGAGGAGCUGCAACAGGAAACAGAGGGCAGCAUAGAGCCACGUAGUCGCCGAGACAGUUUCUCCAGCAGUGUGUCGUAUGGAAGCUCUGUGAUGGGUACACAUGAUGAGAUGCUCCAAGUGCUGAAAGAGAAAAUGAGGUUAGAAGGACAACUGGAGUCCCUCUCCUCCGAGGCCAGUCAGGCUCUAAAAGAAAAAACAGAGCUCCAGGCAAAACUAGCCACAGUGAUUGCCCAGCUGCAGGCUCAGGUGGAGCAGACCCAGGCCAGCCAGGAGAGACAGAGUUCCAUCACCUCUGAGGUCACCACGCUACGCUCCAACUGCUCAGUGCUGGAGAAGGCCAUGGUGGACCUUCAGGCCAGUCUGGAGGGAAAGAAUGCUAGCCUGGCCUCGCUGGGAAAUGACCUGCAUCUGGCUGAGCAGCAGUACCAGAGGCUUAUGGGUAAAGUGGAAGAAAUGCAGCAGAGCCUGAACACCAAGGAUAGCGCAGUUUCUGAGCUCCGGCAGCAGAUGGGAGGCCUUCAGGCGCAGCUUCACCGGGUCCAGACUGAGAGGAACGCUCUGCAGAGCAGACUGAAGACCUCACAGGCAGAGGUGGACUCGCUGCAGCAGCUCCGCAUCUGGUACCAGCAGCAGCUGACUCUGGCACAGGAGGCACGUGUACGACUGCAGGGAGAGAUGGCCAACAUGCAGGCAGGUCAAAUGAACCAGAUUGGCAUGUUAGAAAAUCUGAAAAUGGAGAAUGUUACCCUGGCUCACCAGCUCACAGAGUCGAAACAUCGCUCCAUAAAAGAAAAGGAACGGAUUGCUGUACAGUUACAGAGCAUAGAGGCGGACAUGAUGACACAAGAAGCAGCCAUACAUCAGAUACAUGAGGCAAAGACGAUGGUGGAGGAAGAUCUUCAGCACAAGCUGGAGGAGUUUGAAGAAGAGCGAGAGCAUCUGCUCAAACUAGCCAACACAACCACAACACUGGAAAGAGAGCUAGAGCAGGUAAAACUCACUCUCUCCCAAAAAGACGCCCAGCUGGAGUUGUUCCAGCGUGAGCACCUAGAGCUGAUGAAGCAGCUCACCACUACUCAGGAGAAUCUCCAAACCAAAGAGCAGGCCCUCAACCAGCUGGAGGCACGUUAUGAGGAGCUCCAGGUCCAGCUGGAAGAGCUGCAGACAGAUGCCACAGCUAAAGAGGAAACGCUCCAGUUUCUCCAGAAGGAGAAAAUUGUCUUGGAAGUGGCUCUACAAGCUGCACGUGCAGAUAAGAGCGAGCUUGAUGAAGGAGCAGAGAGGCUGGGAAUGGAAGUACUGGUGGCCUCCGAUACACUUGACCAGCUCAGACAGGAAGUGCAGGUUAAGGCAACACAGAUUGAAUCUCUACAACAAGAUAAUGGCACCCUUAAAAAACAAGCACAGAAACUGAAAGAGCAGUUCAUGCAGCAAAAGGUGAUGGUUGAAGCAUACAGGAGAGAUGCCAGCUCCAAAGACCAGCUGAUAUCUGAGUUGAAGGCAUCUAAGAAGCGUCUGGUGGCAGAGGUAAAGGACCUGAAGCAGGAGCUAUUGAGAAUGGAAGGAGAGAAGAAGAGUACCGAGCAGGAGCAUGCUCGUCUGCAGAAGGAAGUGGAGAGAGUCCAGCAGCAGAUGAACGGUCUGGAAGCCCAUCUACAUUCCGUACAGACGGAAAGAGACCAACUCGACUCUCAACUGCAGUCUCUUCAGUUUGACCAGAACCAGCUGGCAGCAGUGACAGAAGAGAAUGAAAAUCUGAGGAAGAGGAUUGAACAAAUGCAAGAUGAAGCCAGGAAGGCCAUCUCAGAUCAGAAGGUGAGAAUGAAGCGUUUGGGCACAGAUUUGACCAGCGCACAGAAAGAGGUGAAGGCCAAGCAUAAGGCCUAUGAGAAUGCAGUUGGCAUUCUGAGCCGCAGGCUACAGGAAGCCCUCACAGCCAAAGACAUAGCUGAGGCUGAACUCGACAAACUCAGAGUUCAGGUUUCAGAAGGGGGAAAUAGCCGGGAACUUCAGGCCAAGGUUGAGGCCCUGCAGGCAGAUCUGCAGGCAAUGAGCCAAAGUAAAUCCAUGCUGGAGAAAGAACUGCAGGAGAUCAUCACCCUCACCAGCACUGAGCUGGAGGAAUAUCAGGAGAAAGUUCUGGAACUGGAGGAUGAGCUCCAAGAGUCACGAAAUUUUAAAAAGAGAAUACGUCGUCUGGAGGAUGCAAAUAAGAAGCUUGUGCUGGAGCUAGAGCAUGAGAAAGGGAAACUGUCUGGUCUUGGAAAAUCCCAUAGCGCAUUGCGGGAUCAUGCCAAUAUUUUAGAGGCUGCACUGGCCAAGAGGGAAGCAGAUCUGGUCCAGCUCAACCUGCAGGUUCAGGCAGUGUUAAAGCGUAAAGAAGAGGAGGACAAGCAGAUGAGACAACUGGUGCAGACGCUGCAGGCUGCUCUGGAGAAAGAGAAAAUGAAUGUCAAAGAUCUUUCCGAGCAGGUGGCGGAGGCCAAGCUGGAGGCAGCCCAUAACCGCAGGCACUACAGAGCAGCCAUGCUGGAACUUAGUGAGAUAAAGAAUGACCUGCAGGCCAAAGAGGAGCUUGUCAAAGCUCUGCAGAAAGAGGCUAAAACACUUGCUGCUAAGGAUGAGAAGCACUCUGAGGAGGUUUCCCGUUUCCAGGAAGAGUUAGUUGAUGCUCAUGCUCAACUCCAGAUCCUACAGAAGCAACUGGACGAUGAGCUCAACAAACAACCCCUCACCAACCAAGAGGUGGAGGAUCUAAAGUGGGAGGUUGAGCAGAGGCAGCGAGAGAUCGAGACGCAGAAACAGCAGCUGGAGAUGUUGGAACAGUGUCAUCAGGGAGAGAUGGACACCCUGCAGGACACUCUACAGAGGAUAAAAUUGGAGCUGGAGAUGGUGCAAGAGGAGCUGAACAGCUCAAGGAAGGAUAAAUUCAUGCUGCAGGCUAAAGUAGGAGAGCUGAGGAACAGCAUGAAGACCGUUCUUCAGCAGAACAACCAGCUCAAACAGGACCUCAAAAACAGCAGGCUCAGAAAGCGGUUGGAUCUGAAGGGGGACACAACCCCAGUGACGCCAGUAAAAAUCCCAGACUGCCCUGUUCCUGCUUCCCUUUUAGACGAACUGUUGAAACCCUCAACAUCUGUUAAUAAAGAACCUCUUAAUAACCUCCACAACUGUCUAAGACAACUAAAGUUGGAGAUGGACAGUCUACAGAAGCAGAUGGAAGAACACACGGUCACAGUGACGUCAUUGGCCAGUGCAGAGGAAGAGCUUCACAGACUGGGUCUCCAUGACAAUAGUAGCAACGAUUCAUCCAAUAAAGAGGAGAAUGAUGAUGUAAAGGGGGAAAUAAUGCCCUCAUAAUAUACAAAGAAUCCUUUAAAGACACUUAUCUAAGAGAGAUCAGUUUUAACUUUAUUGGCACUUUUUAUUUGUUAUUAACUGCCAAUAUUUGGCUUUCUUUACCAAGAACUUUUGGGUAAUACGAAGUGUUUCGUUGUACCAUAGCUUUAUUCUUUUGGGGGUCAUUUUGGUGCUUGUUUGUUCAUUGUGUUAUUUCAUUUGUCACCAUUAUUUAUUUUCAUUUGUGUUUAAUUCACAGAACUGCUCUCUCUCUCUCUCUCUCUCUCUCUGUCUGAUCUCACCAUUUAUCUCACUUGUAAUUUCACAGUAGUCGCCCACUUGACGUUCAGCUUUGAUUUUGAGUUGUUUCCUUUCUCAUCUCAUAAGAGGUGAAGAAAGAGGACUUGGAGGGCUACUGCUAGUCUGCUUAGUCCUGCAGGAGUGAAAAAAAUCUAUAGGCAACAUCCAGGGCACAAGAUUUUACUGCAGUGUUAUAGUAACUAGUCACCUAUCUGGUCAGGUGUAUAUUUUACAUAUCUGAAUGAACAUAAUAUACUGUGUUUUAGCACUUCCUGCAUGGAGAAUUCAGCAGCUGAACUGUUCUUCCAUUCCUCUGUGCCUGUGAAUGAGCAGAUCUCUCAUUCCGUCACGGGAAAGAUGCCUGUCAGAGCUGAUCUCGAGCUGUUCCCCGCAGUACAAUGCAUCCAUAAUCAACAAAACAAUAUGACCCAUAUCUAUAAAGUAUCUUCGUAUCUGAGCAUGGAUCAGCUUUCCCCUUUCCAGAAUGCUGUUUUUCAGAGUUAAUUAACUGAGCUUGGAUCAGCAUUUUUUAGUUUAAAUUUGGGGCAUAUGAUCACACACCUCAGAUCAUCAUCUGAAGUCAACAGCGAUGCUAACAAUUUCCUGUCUAUAUACACUCUGCACUGUGUGCUGCUUUACCUGUAAGUCUCAGGUCUACUGUUUAAAGGAUAGUUCACACAAAAAUUACAAUUCUGUCAUCAUUUACUCGUCAUGCAACAACAUGAGGGUAAACGAUAACCGAAUUUUCCUUUUUGGAUGAACUUUACCUUUAAGACUAUUUUGUUGCACAUUCACUUUGAUUGUUUGACUGUUUCAGACUCGGGACAUAAAGCCCCAGGAAUGUGUUGACAUUCUUGAGGAAAUUGGAGAUUGGGAGAAAGCAGUGGCCCUUUUGUACAGGGUAAUAACUCAUGAAUAUAUCACAAUACAAAAGGUCAUCUGACAUCUGAGUGUCUCUGAUCCAUGCCAGUGGUUUGACAGGGUUAAGAUGAAAGAUCUUCAUUGCUCUUAAUGCUAUAAUAGUUUAAUGGCUGUUUGAAUUUAACUUGACUAGUUCCAUUUAGGGCUGCGCCUUAAAAUUGAUACAGAAUCCUUUAAAUAUUCCUAAAAAUCAAUAGCUUGAAUGAACCUGCUUAAAUAUUUCUGUUGAAAGAUGUGGGAAAGUAUUGUAAAAUAGGUUAUCUUGGAUGAAUGGGCUCUUGAAAGCACUGUUGAGUGUUGUACGUAUAUAUACAUGAAAGGUCUUGACUUAUAUUGCACAACUGAUAAAUGAAAGCUUACUGACUUUCAGGUAUGGACAGAUGUAAAAUAUUGUUACUUUUUGAUGGAAAGAUUUUGGCUUUGAUAUACCAUGUUCACCUAUCAAAAAAAUUCACCCUUCCAAAAUGUUCAUAGGUAGUUUGCAAUUACAGCCUUAAUUAUUGGAUAUGUUUGUGUAUAUUUUGGCAAAUGCAUUUUAAUUAGGUGUGAAGUUUUUGUCUUUCCCUGAUGUUUUCAUUUCACAAACUCAAUUUGAUAGUUAUCUGUUGAUCAGAACUUAAAUUUGUAAUUGGCUUAAACUGUUAAUAUAGUACAAGUAUGUUCUCCGAUGAUGAAUUGCUGACAUGUAAUAACAUUUACACUGCUUUAAAUGAGUAAGAGUAAGGGACAUCAAGCUUUAAAGUCUAAAAUAUACAUUUAUCUUCAAACGAUUAAUACAUAUUCAUUACAUAAGGGAGGAAACUGUUUUAAACUUAUUGAAAAUGUACUGUUUUAAUACUGUACUGACCGUUAAAAGCAUGAAUUUCUGUUCAAUGUUUUAAAAUAAGAAAACUGUUCAUGACUUUCAUAAGUUCAAUUCUUUGCUUGCCCAGCAUUUUUAUUUUAUGGGAUUUACCAUAUUGAUAAUUAUUGAGUGUAAAAUAUAAAUCAUUCUGUAAAACGAUUGCUUUUUGUCUUGUGUGUGUAUAUGUAAAUCUUUUUAAAAGCAUACAAUGAUUUAACUAAAACAAGAAAAUAAAUGA